AUGUACUGCCACGCUUGCUGGUUAUUUGCUGAUUUUAAAGCUGAAAAUUAUAGCAUAGAAUGGUCUGAUACCUCUGCAGGAGUUUAUAAGUGGAAAAAAGGCAUGGAAAAAAUUGUUAAACACGAAACUUCUCACCAGCAUCAAAAUGCAAUACGCCAAUAUUUGCUUACUAAAUAUCGUAUUUCAAAUGAUAAAACUGUUAUAUCUGGUUUAAUUAGCCAAGAGUGUCGCCAAGUAGAAACGAAUAGAGAAGUUUUUAAACGAAUGAUAGACGUAACGUUGUUCUUAGCAAAGCAAGGUUUAUCAUUUAGAGGACACAGAGAACAUCAACAUUGCAAAAUGGGUAGUAAAGGUACAGCUAACAACGCUGGCAAUUUUCUUGAACUGUUAACUCUAUUAUCUAAAUAUGAUCUUACUUUGGACAAUCAUCUUAGGUAUGAAAAGAGAAAUCAACUGCAUUUAAGUCAUGAUGUGCAAAAUGAUUUAAUUCAAUCGCUUGCUUCUGAAAUUUCAUCCACAAUCAACAAUAAAAUGUCAGUUUCGUUACGAAUGGUUUUAAAAUCAGGUGAUGUUGUGGAAAGAUUCAUAGGCUUCUAUACUUUCAAAAACAGCAACGCUGAAGCAUUUGCUGAGUUAACUUUAUCUGAGCUUGAAAAACGAAACAUUGAUAAUAAACUCUUUAGAGGAAAAGCAAAGGAUGGUGCUUCUGUAAUGUCUGGAAUUAAAAGUGGUUUUCAAACUUGGAUAAAAGCGCUUUCACCAAAUGCCACCUAUGUUCAUUGUUGUGCUCAUGUUUUAAAUUUAGUGACCAUCGAAGCAAUGUCUGUAAACAGCGAUGUCUAG
Messenger RNA from Hydra vulgaris (swiftwater hydra), 843 nucleotides. Its product is annotated as zinc finger MYM-type protein 1. The record is from RefSeq and is a predicted model, not a curated record. NCBI's taxonomy places the organism in Eukaryota, Metazoa, Cnidaria, Hydrozoa, Anthoathecata, Hydridae.